CUCCCGAGCCACUGAUAAACCGAGAGCAGCAAAGCGCGAGAGGGACGGAGGGAGUGUGCGGGUUAAUUCCUCAAAUUAACAAAAAUGCAAAUGAUUACAUUAUUCCAGCUUGUUUCUGCCUCAAUAUUGGCACUGGCUGCCAAUGCAGAGGUGUAUUUUAAAGAGCAGUUUCUGGAUGGAGAUGCCUGGAAGAGUCGAUGGGUGAACUCGGAGCACAAAUCUGACUAUGGCCAGUUUAAACUAACCGCCGGAAACUUCUACGGAGAUGCUGAGAAAGACAAGGGUCUGCAGAGCAGCCAGGAUGCCCGUUUCUACGCCACCUCAGGCCGCUUCGAGCCCUUCAGCAACGAGGGCAAACCACUGGUGAUCCAGUUCACCGUCAAACACGAGCAGAAGAUCGACUGCGGAGGCGGAUACGUUAAAGUCUUCCCGGCUGAUCUCAAUCAGGCUGACAUGCACGGAGACUCCCAGUAUUACGUCAUGUUCGGGCCUGAUAUCUGCGGCUAUAGCACCAAGAAGGUCCACGUCAUCUUCAACUACAAAGGCAAGAAUCACCUCAUCAAGAAAGAGAUCAAAUGCAAGGAUGAUGAACUGACUCACUUGUACACAUUGAUCCUGAAUCCGGAUCAGACCUACGAGGUGAAGAUUGACAACGAGAAGGUGGAGUCUGGCUCUCUGGAGGAGGACUGGGACUUCCUGCCCCCGAAGAAGAUCAAGGACCCUGAAGCCAAGAAACCUGAGGACUGGGACGACCGCGCCAAGAUCGGCGACGAGACGGACACUAAACCUGAGGACUGGGAUAAGCCUGAGAACAUUCCCGAUCCUGAUGCCAAGAAGCCAGACGACUGGGAUGAAGAUAUGGACGGAGAGUGGGAACCUGCCAUGAUCCCAAACCCAGAGUACAAGGGUGAGUGGAAACCCAAACAGAUGGACAACCCCAACUACAAGGGUGUCUGGGUGCAUCCUGAAGUCGACAACCCUGAAUACACUCCUGAUGCCGAGAUCUACAAAUUCGACAGCAUUGGAGUCAUUGGGCUGGAUCUCUGGCAGGUAAAAUCCGGCACUAUUUUUGACAACUUCCUAAUCACAGAUGACGUGAAGGAUGCCGAGGAUUUCGGAAAUGAAACGUGGGGUGCUACAAAGGGUCCUGAGAAGAAAAUGAAGGAGGAACAGGAUGAGAAGAAACGCAAAGAGGAGGAGGAGAAGAACAAGGAGCAGAGCACAGAAGCAGGCAAUGAGGAGGAGGAGGAAGAUGAAGGCGAGGAGGAAGAGACCGAAGAGCCUCCAGAGGAGGGAGACGACAAUGAUGCGCUUCCUAAAGACGAACUGUAACGCAGGAAG
Sinocyclocheilus rhinocerous is the source of this 1341-nucleotide messenger RNA. RefSeq names its product calreticulin-like. The transcript has 9 exons. Bases 85 to 1332 code for a protein of 415 amino acids. Gene Ontology annotation, molecular function: calcium ion binding. NCBI's taxonomy places the organism in Eukaryota, Metazoa, Chordata, Actinopteri, Cypriniformes, Cyprinidae. Gene Ontology annotation, biological process: protein folding; ERAD pathway. The record is from RefSeq and is a predicted model, not a curated record. Gene Ontology annotation, cellular component: endoplasmic reticulum membrane; endoplasmic reticulum.